This is a messenger RNA of Strongylus vulgaris, 240 nucleotides long. Lineage: Eukaryota; Metazoa; Nematoda; Chromadorea; Rhabditida; Strongylidae. The record is from the annotation of a GenBank genome assembly.
AUGAAAACAGUUGGUUUUUGUAAAUCCCUAUCAGGAACUCCAGCCACAGAUGGAAAUAACGUAACCAAUGCGGAAAUCUAUCGAAUCAUAACUCAGCAACUUUUGAAUGGAUUCGCCGUUUGGAGAGUAAAAAUGUUCAACGAUAGGGUAUUCGUUGAGAAAACUCGAAGAAGUUACUGGCUUGGGGAUCGCUACUAUCGUAUGGAAAGAGUGGAUGACUUGCUCAUAAGCAUUAUUUAA